CAUUAGUUCAUUGUUCUCUUAGCAGUGUAAGAGCAAGGUGUACUUUGUUUUAUUAAAAUGGAAACAGUUACAAACGGUAGUCUACAUUACAUAAAGGACGAAGACGUUAAGUUGAUUAUUGCAAAAUAUGGAUAUAGUUCUGAUGAAGUUUGUAUAGACAACUUCGUUACACAUAAUGCUUGUAACAACAUGUUGGGCUUCUUGGCCGACUAUUGGAGACUGAAAGUGAACAUAAUCCUCAAAAAUGGCCACAAGGAAACUCUGUCUUUCUUUAUUAAAGCUGUGUCGAGAACAAAUGCUGCUAAAGCCGUUAUGGUCAGAGAGUUGAAGUUAUUUCAGAAGGAAACCUUUUUCUAUAACGUUCUUAAAGACAGGAUGGAAGUCUCGGGUUUGAAGCCGUGGUGUGCUAGAUUUAUAACUUCCUUGGACGAAGCUAUUGUGCUUGAAGAUUUAAGUGCAUUACAAUAUCGAUCACGAGACAAAUUUCUAAGAUUCGACAUUCAUCACACAUUACAAGCGUUGGAAACGUUAGCACGAUUUCAUGCUUCUUCAAUAAUAUUGGAGGAGAAAAAAACUAAAAUACUCGGCCGACCUUACGUUAUCCAGGAAGAGUACGAGCAGUUCUUGGAUAGAGGUGGUUAUAAGGAGGAUGACACUUGGUUUCAACAGUGCCGAGUUGGAGCGUUAGAAGCCCUCAAAACUUUCUCCAAACACAGUGCAAACGAAGACAAUAUAAAACUUAUUGAAAGCCGUUGGAACAAAGUAUGGUGCUCAGCGUUAUCUCUCAGCGAUUUCUCUCCUAAACAUCGAAAUGUGAUUUGCCAUCGUGAUUUAUGGAACAAUAAUAUUUUGUUCAGAUAUAAGAAAGAUAGAGAUGGUCUUAUACCCGACGAUUGCGUUUUGGUCGACUUCCAAGCUGUCCGAUGCCAGCCCCCAGCGGGUGACGUCAUGCUUCUUCUAUACAGCAAUUUGGACUCAAAACUCCGCGAAGAGAACAUGCAAUUGUUUCUGAAUCAUUACUAUAUUGAACUUAAAUUAUGCCUCGCAAGUUCGGACUUGGACUUUGAAGAUAUUAUACCCAAAGCUCAGUUUUUGGAGUCAGCUGAAGAGCAAAGACUAUGGGCGAACAUCGUAAAUGCUUGCUUACUGCCGCUGUUUUGGAUUAAUGACGAUUUGACGACCGAAAUUUUCACUGAUGCAGCUCAGUUUAAUGAUAUCCUCACAAAUGAUAAAGGUGCGUUCAUUAAGAAAAUGAUGGAGACGAAUCAGGACUAUAAGGAAAAGGUCACGGAGAUGCUAGAUGAGAUAGUUGAAAGAUACUGUUUGAAAGACUGUGAUUAAAGUAAAAUUAUGUUUUUAUUAAUAUUUCAUAUCACAACAAAGAACUACAAUCAGAAAAACCAUGACAGGACAUGGCGUGCGAUAAGAAUCAAACGUUUAUUAUUUGUUUUACGAAUAGUGCACGAACCUAAAAUCUAAACAACUUUUGGUAAUUAUCAUUAACAAACGAAUGUUUUUACGUGUUAAUUUGCUCGAUUUUCUCCUGUUGUGUCUUUGUCUUGUAACUCCAGUCGAGAUUCGGAACGAAUUUGUUGUCCUCAAGCUUCCUUGUGCCAAACUUUCUGUACCAGGGAUCGUCGUUGCGUUGGCUGUACACAUCGCAAAACGGUCUAAACAGCAAAAUGUAGAAUAACUCUACAAAGCUCAGAAUACUUGCGCCCAAGAAAAGACCCCAUGUGCCUCCUGUAGAUACUGAAAUAUCAAAUAAAUUUUCAAAAUUA
Molecule: messenger RNA, 1781 nt
Organism: Ostrinia furnacalis (Asian corn borer)
Lineage: Eukaryota; Metazoa; Arthropoda; Insecta; Lepidoptera; Crambidae
Exons: 2
Coding region: 58-1341 (427 amino acids)
Source: RefSeq, a predicted model, not a curated record